Gamsiella multidivaricata is the source of this 150-nucleotide messenger RNA. RefSeq lists its product as uncharacterized. Gene Ontology annotation, molecular function: sequence-specific DNA binding; DNA-binding transcription factor activity, RNA polymerase II-specific. Gene Ontology annotation, biological process: regulation of transcription by RNA polymerase II. The annotation marks the transcript as partial. Gene Ontology annotation, cellular component: nucleus. The transcript has a single exon. The record is from RefSeq and is a predicted model, not a curated record. NCBI's taxonomy places the organism in Eukaryota, Fungi, Mortierellomycota, Mortierellomycetes, Mortierellales, Mortierellaceae.
UGCCCGGUCUGUCAGCGUCGCUUCACGAGGCCGUUCAACCUGCGAUCACACUUGAUGACCCAUACGACCGCCAGGCCCUUCCCUUGCGACGAGUGCCACUGGAAAUUCACUCGUCAGCACGAUCUCUUGCGACAUAAGCGCGCCAAGCAU